This is a messenger RNA of Pistacia vera, 999 nucleotides long. Its product is annotated as pentatricopeptide repeat-containing protein At1g62670, mitochondrial-like. The coding region runs from base 2 to 979 and encodes 325 amino acids. The transcript has a single exon. Gene Ontology annotation, molecular function: protein binding. The record is from RefSeq and is a predicted model, not a curated record. Lineage: Eukaryota; Viridiplantae; Streptophyta; Magnoliopsida; Sapindales; Anacardiaceae.
GAUGAUUCAAAGAGGUUUGCAGCCUGAUGUGGUGACGUUUACUACAAUGAUGAGUGGGCUUUGCAAGGAGGGAAAGAUAGAAGAAGCUAAUGGGUAUUUGGAAUUAAUGAUUCAAAGAGGUUUGCAGCCUGAUGUUUUGACGUAUAAUACAAUGAUAAGUGGGCUUUGCAAGGAGGGGAAGAUGGAUGAAGCUAAUGGAUUUUUAGAAUUAAUGAUUCAAAGAGGUUUGCAACCAAACAUAGUUACUUAUAACACUUUGAUUGAUGGUUAUUGCUUGCUGCAUAGAUUUAAUGAUGCAAAGGAGCUGCUAAUCUCUAUGGAGAGUAAGGGUUGUAAGCCUGAUGGUUUUGUUGUUUUUGGGAGGAUUUUGAGGCGGGGUUUAAGACCAGAUGUUGUGACUUUCACUUCUUUGAUUAAAGUAUUGUGUUUAGAGAAAAGGAGUUUGGAGGCUAUGGAGUUAUUCAAGAAAAUGGCUGUGUUUGGGGUCAGGCCUGACACGAUUACAUAUUGGACAUUGAUUAAGGGGUUGUGUCAGACAGGGAACACUAGUGUUGCACUUAGAUUGCAUGAAGAAAUGGUUGCUGGUAAUGGUGAAGGGGGUGUUAUCUGUAAGCCUGAUAUUGUUUCUUAUGGUAGUAUUAUAGAUGGUCUUUGCAAAGAUGGGUUGGUUGAUAAGGCAAAAGAAUUGUUUUUGGAAAUGAAGGGGAAGAGAAUUAAGCCAGAUGUUGUUGUUUUUAACUCUCUAAUUUAUGGUUGGUGUUUUGUGGGAAAUUUGGAGGAGGCUAAAGGCUUGUUUGUUGAGAUGGCAGAUCAAGGUUUGCAGCCUAAUUUACUGACGUAUAAUACAAUGAUAACUGGGUUUUGCAAGGAGGGGAAGAUAGAGGAAGCUGAUUGGUUGUUGGAAUUGAUGAUCCAAAGAGGUUUGGGAAUCAGAGAAUGCUAUGAGUCUUUGCAAGGAAAUGAUUUCAAAGGGACUUAAACAAACAGUGUUUACAUAUA